UCAGCGUUUGAUGGAACAGUACCGUGAACAUCUGUGAGCCGAGCAGCUGCAGUGUGAAGCCGGUGCGGCAGGCUCAGACGUAUACGAGCGGACAGCUGUCACGGUGGCUUUCACGUCAACCCCUCUCUGCCUUUGUUUGCUCGGGCAGUGUCAGGACGCCGCACAGUGUUUCCUGUCCACGAUUUAGUUUCUCAUUUACCUCAAUUGUAUUGAAUUUGUUCGACUGAGUCUUGUUUUGUUUCAGUGCAGGGAGGAGGAGGAGGAAGAGGAGGAGGAGGAGGCUGGACGAUUGCUGCGCUUCAUCAUUUUCAUGACUACAGUUGAAUGACGCGCCGACACCCGGCGACCUCCGUCAGACGCUAACAUGUGGAAGAGACGACGAGGAUGUUCCAUCGCGGAGGAGAAUUACACGUUUCUGCUGUGGCAGUGAGGAGGAAGAAGGAGACAAGAAAAGGAGAGGACAACCAGGACCAGGGGCGGACCAAAGGGGGCCAACAACUCACCAGGUAUGGCGGCGGUGUUGCCGAGGACCCUGGGUGAGCUGCAGCUCUACCGGAUCCUGCAGCGGGCAAACCUGCUCUACUACUACGAGGCCUUCAUCCAGCAGGGCGGCGAUGACGUGCAGCAGCUGUGCGAGGCCGGGGAGGAGGAGUUCCUGGAGAUCAUGGCCCUCGUCGGCAUGGCCAGCAAACCGCUGCACGUGCGUCGACUCCAGAAGGCGCUGCGCGACUGGGUCACCAACCCGGCGAUCUUCAACCAGCCGCUCACCUCGCUGCCCGUCUGCAGCAUCCCGGUCUACAAGCUGCCCGAGGGCUCGCCCACGCUGCUCAGCGCUCAGGACCGAGCCAACACGGCGAGCGUCAAGAUCCCCAAAGCCGUCGCGGCGACCUGCUCGGACCCGGGGAAGCUGGACGUGGCGCGGGACAAAGUGUCGGCAGGUUCGCCGCUGCAGGGAAGCAGCGAGGGUCGAUUCUGGUCGGGCCACAGCAACGACAGCGAGCACAGCCUGUCGCCCUCGGACCUGGGCUCGCCGUCCUCGCCCAGAGACGCUCUGGAGGCUCUGGACGCUGCGGCCGUCCAGUCAGUCCUGGAGUGUGUGGACAGAAUGGCACCCGGACUCCCUAAGACAGACCUGGCUGAGGUGAAAGAGCAACUGAAAAACAACAAAAAGCUCGCCAAGAUGAUCGGUCACAUCUUUGAAAUGAGCGACGACGACCCGCGGCGGGAGGAGGAGAUUCGUAAAUACAGCGCCAUCUAUGGACGCUUUGACUCCAAGCGGAGGGACGGCAAACACCUGACGCUGCACGAGCUCACGGUGAAUGAGGCGGCGGCUCAGCUCUGUAUGAGGGACAUGGCUCUGCUGACGCGCCGGGACGAGCUGUUCGGACUCGCUCGGCAGAUCUCCAGAGAGGUCACCUACAAAUAUACGUAUCGGACCAGCAAGUCUCGCUGUGGAGACCGGGAUGAGCCGUCCCCGAAAAGGAUAAAAACAGAGGAGAACUUCUUUGACAUCCAGGAGGCGCUGCAGGCCAUCCACAUGAGACAGGAGAUGCUGAGGGAGCAGCUGGCCUGCGCCAAGUUGAAAGGAGAGGAGAUGGUCGGGCGGAAUCUGCAGAUGCAGCUGGAGCGUCUGCUGGCGAGGCAGAUGGAGAUCCUGCAGGACGCCGCCGUUCAGGAGCGACUCCAGGCUCUGGACUGGAGGAUCCCGCCCGCCGCUUUGAAGUACCUCAACGACGCCCAGAACACUAACGGAGCCGCCGCCGACGCCAGCAGAGACAACCAAGACGAUCGUCCCAUCAACUUACGGGUGGUCAGUCAAAACAUGCAGGAGGGCGAGCUCCCGCUGGGCAAGCAGCUCGCCAAUGAGCUGAAGCGUCAUCACAACCACAACAACAACAACAACAACAACAACCACAACCAUAACAACCACAACCAUAACACAGAUGAGACCAAAACACCAGCAACAGAAAACGGGACAUCGCAGCGGGUUCCCAGUAACACAGAAAAGAAGACGAUCAAGUCAGAGCCCGAAGACUCCACAUAGUGCCUCCCCCCCCCACCACCACCACCACCACCACCACCACCACACCCAACCGGCCCGUUAUAACCCCCUCCCAGAUCAUUCUACUCACACUUGACAGUAUGCAGUUAUUACUCAUCAAUAGAUACUAAGCAAGCACAGCCACAGUAGAGCCUUAACAACCAAUGUUGCCUCAUGAAUAGCAUUUAGUUUUAUUUUGAUUUUGUCCUCUUUGGUUUUUUUUUUUUUUUUUAACAUUUGCCAAAGCACCUAGAGAGCACGUGGAGAAGCCCCUCACUGCUCAGCAGGUCUUUGUCUUUGUGGAUUAAUUGUACAUGUUAGACAUACAUGUCAUUUAAGAGCGAUCUGUUGCAGACAUGUGUUUACUCUUUACCUCUGCCUGGGUAUUUUCCUUUUUUAUUAUUUGGUCGAGGAAAGCCAGGUUGCAAGCAGGGACGUCGGGGCUGAGUCUUAAGUGUCGGUAUCACGUUAUACGACUCCCACAAAGUCCGUUUCACUGGCUUGUACUUUGAGAACUGAAGCUGCAGAUGUUGCCGAUAUUUAAUCCAACAUUUCAAGUGUUUCCUGCUGAUUUGGUUCCAGCUAUUUUAUGCCAAAUCUUUCAGUCCAAACAGAGAAGAAUAAUGAUACACAAUUUGAUGGAUUGCCAGUCAAUUUGGCACAGACGUUGAUAGUUUCCAUAAGAUGAGUACUAAAAAAUGAAGGUGAGCCAAUUAUAUCAUGGCAUCCAUGUUACUCUAAAGAGGAAUUAAUUAAUCUUUUGGCCAAUGCUAAUGUUUAUGACCAAAUCCUUGUCAAACUAAUAAGAAAAAUAGUGUACUUUGUAUUGAGUUUCUAUUGGAAACAGGGUUUUCACGCACAGCUGUUUGCGUGUUGGCAGCAAAUUUGAAGAUUAAUUUCACCAAAUCGCUGUCGCCAUGAAUUUUAGUGGUACAUUCAAGGUCCCAGUUUUAUGAGAUUAGAACCGUUGCUUUGUGUUCACAUCAUAGAACGUAUAAUUAUGAAAAAAUCAGUCAAAAGUAGCCAAUUUAAGAUGGAAGCAAUUACUUGUGAUCUAAUUUUGCGGUUAUGGCCACAAAUGUAAUUGUCAAGGAUGCAGUGGCUGCUUCAGUAACAGUCAGACGUUUAAAGGAAUACUUUAGCUUUGUGUUACUAGAAUGAAUAGAGGUAUGAUGUUUUUGAAAAACUCAGUUUCCUCUGAGUUGAGGCUAGAAACAGGACCAAGUGUCACUGGUGAGCACGUAACAAAGAAAAGAGUGAAGAUAUUUCUCAUCUCAGGGGAAACUGAGGUUUGGAAGCACAGUUUUUUUUGAAAAUACUACCUCUAUUCUAGUAACACAAAGCUAAAUGCAAAUCUGUGAAGUAUUCCUUUCAGCAGCUUUUGUCGUUAGCUUGUAUUUUCCACCACACGUCUACAAAUGGAACUUAGGCAUGUGUGUUUGUACUGUAACUAUAGUUCAUAAAGUACUGUACUGUAGGGAGAGUGUUAGGAUUCUAGGAUUCAGCCCCAAUAGUUUGUUUUCGAUUUUUUUUGUCAUUCGCUUCAAAUGGGGAAAAACGGGAGAAGGUGGGGGAUUAACCCCGCCCCCUCCUGACUCGUCUUGUGUAUAUUUAUGAGAGGUCAUUUAAAGAAGAGGAGCUGUUGUGGACCGAACGACUGAAAAAAAACAAAAAAAACAAACAACCCUCUCUUCACUCGUCUCGGUGCGAUCGCUGGGCUGGCAGGGGCCGGAGGAGGAGGAGGAGGAGGAGGAGGAGGCCGAGCUAAAUGGUUCAUUUCACUUUGUAAUUUAGCAAAACACUGAAUUUGAACCAAAACCUACUAUCUUCUACUAACAGGGAUUAUUUCAGGAAUAAAGACUCCUGUGUGUGUGUGUGUGUGUGUAUGUGUGUGUUUUUAGAAGUAAUCCGACAACAACCUUCAGGAGGGCCCCAAGGGUCGGAAAACAAAAAUCCCCUCAAUAUGAAAACUUUCACCUGAAGACAAUAAAAUACUAAACACGGCAGGUUUGUGGCAGAAAAGUCAAAAACUCCUCCUCGUUCAUUGCUGUGUUCGCGAGAGCAGCGAUCUGUGUUGUGUAAAUAGUACCACGAUAACAACAAUAGUGUUAGCCUAAUCCUUCAGCCAGGGUUUCCCUCCGUCCAGUGCAACUUUGCUGUAAAUCUUUUGGUGUCAAAAUACAAGUGUUUAUGUAUGUAGAGCAAAAAUCCUUAAAAACAAAAAAAGAACGAUACGUGUCACUGAUAUAUUUAAAAAGAAGAAAAAAAACCCCAUGCUUUACAUGAUGAUAAUGUUGGUUAACCUUAGCUCUUAACAGUUUUUAAUCCACCUGUGAUGGCCAUCAGUGCAUAUUUAAAAAAAAACAAGUGUUUUUUGCUGUUUAGCGGUAGAUGCAUAACAAAAAAGUGUUCACUGUGUUCUUGUGUGUGUGUUGCAGCAUUGUGUAAAUAUGUCUAUGAAGUCCAAACUGUUAAUACUGUCCAUACAACGUAGACUAACUCUCCCUCUCCCUGCAGAUAGUAUUAGUCACACUCAGCGUACGUAAAAAUGACAGACCAAUGCAAUAUUUAUGUAAGUAAUAAGUCAAGUUUUUCAUUCUCUAUGGAUCCAUUGUUUCCUUAUGUGCUCAGUAACUGUAACGUGUCUGUCAUUAGGGCGAGAAUAUUCACCUACAGUGUGGGGAAAUAUGUGCGUGUGUGUCGUCAUCAUUUUUCCGGGUUUUAAAGACAUUGUGCUCUUUUCACGCUGUGACGUUGUUUCACGCUAGAGAGGAUUCGAGGUAAAGAUCAUGAGGAAGAAAAAAAAAAAAAGAAGAAUCAAAUAUCUAGUUCACUAAAAACUCCAGGAGAUAAAGCCAUUGUGGUUUGGGACUGAAAAACAAAACAAAAUCAAUAGCCCGGUUGGCUGAAACACUGGCCCGAGAUGGUGUGUGACUGUGGCACGAUGUCUGCAGUCUCACUGAUCACCGUCCUCCUCCUCACUGUUUAUUGUAAAGUGAUUAGAUUAGGCUUCACCCUAGUUAUGCACCUGUUUUUUAAACACUAAUAUAUUUUAUUUGUUAUACACAUAAACAUUAAACUUUAUUUUUUUUUAAACUCUA
Molecule: messenger RNA, 5142 nt
Organism: Solea solea (common sole)
Lineage: Eukaryota; Metazoa; Chordata; Actinopteri; Pleuronectiformes; Soleidae
Product: NGFI-A-binding protein 1-like
Exons: 10
Coding region: 509-2044 (511 amino acids)
Biological process (GO): negative regulation of DNA-templated transcription
Cellular component (GO): nucleus
Molecular function (GO): transcription coregulator activity; transcription factor binding
Source: RefSeq, a predicted model, not a curated record